GGGAAUUUGAUAGCGAAGGAGAGAGAUCGAAGCUGUGAUGAUGACAGGAGGUGCACUCAAGCUCGUCAAGCCAAAGAUCCAAUCUGCGGAUAUCCAAGCCGCCGCGGGAUGGGGUGUCGCCGCCGCAGCCGGCGCCAUCUGGGUCGUCCAACCAUUUGAUUGGAUAAAGAAGACGUUCAUUGAUAAACCCGCACCUGAAGACAAGUGAGUGAUCAAGAUUCAAGACAAAGUGAUCGUUUUUUUUUGUUUCUUCCAGUUUUCAAGUUCGUUAUUGCAUCUUUGCGAUGUAGCUGAAUAAAUUUUGGUUCUUUUCUGAAAAGAUUUGUUGCUAUUCAUGUCUUCAAUGUAGACUCACACUGUUUUCUCAAAUGUUAUAACACAAAAGAAAUACAUUCCAAAUCAUCAGGAAAGAGUAUC
This is a messenger RNA of Eruca vesicaria subsp. sativa (arugula), 417 nucleotides long. Lineage: Eukaryota; Viridiplantae; Streptophyta; Magnoliopsida; Brassicales; Brassicaceae. The record is from the annotation of a GenBank genome assembly.